Messenger RNA from Adineta steineri, 303 nucleotides. The record is from the annotation of a GenBank genome assembly. NCBI's taxonomy places the organism in Eukaryota, Metazoa, Rotifera, Eurotatoria, Adinetida, Adinetidae.
AUGGUACAACAACAGAACGAACUUCCUACUUUUGAUGAUAUUAUUACUGCUAUUAAAGUCGCUAGUGCUGUUAAUGGUAUUUCUUCUGCUGCUCAUGGUGCCGUUGAGGAUACUGGUCGUCUUGGUGAUGCUGCUGUUGCUCUUGCUGGUGAUAUUCAUGAUUUAGUUACUUAUGUUGGCGAUGCUGGUGCUGUUGUUGGUGGUAAAAUUGCUGAUGAUGCUGUUACUGCUUAUGAUGAUGUUAGUGAUCUUUUUGAUCAUCUUUUUCGUCGCAUUUUUGAUCAUCGUCGUGUUAUUUAUUAG